UGGGGGAGGGGAGCGGAGCGGGAGUCAGACUGCCGUGGUGGGCUGGGUAGUAAAACGCAAAAGGACUGACUAGUCUGCACUACAGCCCCUCUUUCCUUGCAUUUACCUCUGCAAACUUCUGAGUCGCGACUUCCAGCGCAGGAUGUGGUUCCAUAAAUUGUUGCACCAACAAAGCAGGCUCCAGAAUUUGACUAAGAGAGGAGACAUAGCUCAAGGUCUUCAUCUGUCCAACUUUAAAAAUUUAUUUUCAUUAUACAUCCAUUGGUGCCAUACAGCUUCCAAGUCUGUGAAUUGUACUUGGCACCAACAUGAAGAUCAUUUGGAACUGCAAUAUGCUAGUACUGUGAUGCGCUUUGAUUAUGUCUGGCUUCGAGACCACUGCCGCUCAGCAUCAUGCUAUAAUUCUAAGACUCACCAGCGGAGCCUGGACACUGCCAGUGUGGAUUUAUAUAUUAAGCCAAAGACAAUUCGUCUGGAUGAAACUACACUCUUUUUCACUUGGCCAGAUGGUCAUGUGACUAGAUAUGAUCUCGAUUGGCUGGUGAAAAACAGCUAUGAAGGGCAGAAACAAAAGGUUAUCCAACCUAGAAUAUUAUGGAAUGCUAAACUCUACCAUCAAGCCCAAGUUCCAUCUGUUGAUUUCCAGUGUUUUUUAGAAACAAAUGAAGGAUUGAAGAAGUUUCUGCAGAACUUUCUGCUAUAUGGAAUUGCAUUUGUAGAAAAUGUCCCUCCCACUCAAGAGCAUACAGAAAAAUUGGCAGAAAGGAUCAGCUUAAUCAGAGAAACCAUCUAUGGAAGGAUGUGGUAUUUCACUUCAGAUUUUUCUAGAGGUGACACUGCAUACACCAAGCUAGCUCUAGAUCGGCAUACUGACACUACCUACUUUCAAGAGCCCUGUGGCAUUCAAGUAUUUCAUUGUCUUAAGCAUGAAGGAACAGGUGGCAGAACACUGUUAGUGGAUGGAUUCUAUGCAGCACAACAAGUACUUCAAAAAGCGCCUGAGGAAUUUGAACUCCUCAGCAAAGUACCAUUGAAGCAUGAAUAUAUUGAAAAUGUUGGACAAUGUCACAAUCACAUGAUUGGGGUUGGGCCCAUCUUAAAUAUCUACCCAUGGAAUAAAGAGCUGUAUUUGAUCAGGUACAACAACUAUGACAGGUCUGUCAUCAACACUGUUCCUUAUGAUGUUGUCCAUCGUUGGUAUACAGCACACCGAACCCUAACAACUGAAUUGAGAAGGCCUGAGAAUGAGCUUUGGGUCAAAUUGACGCCUGGAAAGGUACUGUUUAUAGACAACUGGCGAGUACUUCAUGGCAGGGAAUCAUUCACUGGCUACCGUCAGCUCUGUGGCUGCUAUUUAACUAGAGAUGAUGUAUUGAAUACUGCUCGUCUCCUGGGUCUUCAUGCAUAAAAUUGAAAUUGCUAGGAUUAUGAAUAAACUUGGCACCCUA
Messenger RNA from Mastomys coucha (southern multimammate mouse), 1448 nucleotides. It is a transcript of the gene Tmlhe, whose product is annotated as trimethyllysine hydroxylase, epsilon. The transcript is spliced from 8 exons. NCBI's taxonomy places the organism in Eukaryota, Metazoa, Chordata, Mammalia, Rodentia, Muridae. Bases 143 to 1408 code for a protein of 421 amino acids. Gene Ontology annotation, biological process: carnitine biosynthetic process. The record is from RefSeq and is a predicted model, not a curated record. Gene Ontology annotation, molecular function: iron ion binding; trimethyllysine dioxygenase activity. Gene Ontology annotation, cellular component: mitochondrion.